Xenopus laevis (African clawed frog) is the source of this 763-nucleotide messenger RNA. It is a transcript of the gene zg16.S, whose product is annotated as zymogen granule protein 16 S homeolog. Lineage: Eukaryota; Metazoa; Chordata; Amphibia; Anura; Pipidae. The record is from RefSeq and is a predicted model, not a curated record. Gene Ontology annotation, molecular function: carbohydrate binding. Bases 16 to 687 code for a protein of 223 amino acids. The transcript is spliced from 4 exons.
ACAGCAGGAGACUAAAUGGUGAUAUUGAGGGAGAGAGACAAGGAUUCCUGCGCUUCAGCUUUGGUUCUUUGGGAUCCUGCCCUAAUCUCUUACUUCUUUGUCUCAGAUACAACCCAGAUACCCAGAUACAACCCAAAGGAGGCUCCUCUUUGCAAGGACUUUUACAGGAUGUUUCUAUCCCUGGUGCUGUGCGUUGGAAUCUUGCUGGGAUCAUCAGCAGCCUCCAGCAUUCAGUCUCGCUUCUCUUCCUUUGCCGGGGAGUAUGGCUCGGGGGGUGGCACCGCUUUCUCUUUCUCUUCAGAGCAGCUGAAUGGACCAAUCACUGGCCUGCGAGUACGAGAGAACCCGAGCCACGUUAUUGGACUCCAGUUCCGAUAUGGAAAUACGUGGGGAACCUAUUACGGGAACACAGCGGGGCCCAUCCUGGAGUUUCUGCUCCUCCCAGGAGAGAACAUUACCCAGGUAUCAGGGAAGACUGCUGCCUACGUAAAUGAACUGAUGUUUGUGACAAGCCACGGGCGCAUCUUCCGUUUCGGCCAACCCUCGGGCACCAGCUUUAAUGAUUUCCCUUUGUAUCAGACCACCGCCCUGCGCUAUGUGAGUGGUCGCUAUUCCUCCGUCAUACACAGCAUUGGCUUCCACUGGGGCUACCAGCCGGGCUGUGUGCACUGCAAGACUGAGGAAUAGAGGUUCCACCCUUACCCAGGCUUUAUUGCCCCCCAUUCCCAACUUGAUCUGUAGUCAAUAAAGGAGAUUUUCCUGA